AUGAAUGUAAACAAAAGCAUUUACUUUAGCUACCCGUGUCGACGUCAUAGCUGUUCUUUAGUAAACAUCCCAGCCCCAUGUGUCAGCAAGAUUAUUUCACACAUUGAUGAUGUGGAAUCCAAAAUACAGCAGCAUUUAAAGCAGCUUGAAACUUCCUUUGAUGCAUGGAGCAGAACUUCUUCCAUGAAAGACUUGAAAGAAGAUUGGAGUAUUGCUGUGUCAGAUAAAGAAGUCCAGCCAGGACAAGAGAGAGAUGAAAUGUGUCCAGAAUUAAGGCAACAAAUGGAAACUUUGCUUUCGGAAGCCAUCCAUCUUAUUAAAUGUCUAGAAAGUGACCGGGCUGAAGCUGAGGAGGCUUUGAAGCAUCAAAGGAUAAGAAAGAAAAAGGUCAGCCUGAAGAUUGAUGCUUGGUCAAUCUGGAAGCUUCAAGAACUCCCACUUGCUGUACAGAAAGAACAUGAGGCUUAUAUGAGAGAUAUUAUUGAAUUACAAUGGCAUCUUGAGGAUAAAAUCCGUGAAGCAAAACUGAUAGAGAAACACAAGGUGAGACUGGAAGAAGCCAAUGCGAGGAUUCAAGCAGACAUAGACUACCUGGUGAAUCAAAUCCCUCUUUUGGAUGCCAAGCAGAAGCUGGAAGUGGAAGCUCUGAGGGAAUGUUACCAAAAAAAAUUCGAGGUAAUGGAGCUGUGUAGAAAAAUUCAUGGAGAUCUUGAAGAAGCUCUAGAAGACUUUGAAAACACUAAGUUUAAGUCUAAGCAAUUGAAGGAAGAUUUUGAAAAAGAGAUUCUUAAGGAUGAAGCAAGCAUCAACAACUACAAGAAAGAGUUAGAUAAGCUUGCCAAUCUAUUCAAUCACUACAUCAGUUCAAUAAACAAUGUUAACACUGACAUUGAGGAGCACGAAGAGGCAGUGACGGAAGUAAUAAAGGAAACAAAAUCAUCAAGGAAUGAAGUAGCCAGUUUAUCCAAAGUUCUUGAUGAUUUGAAGAAAACAUUUGAUCAACAAGGCUGGAAACAAAAAAACUUUGAGCAACAGUAUCUGGAUGCACUAAAUAAAUUUUAUGCUGCGAAAAAAUCAUGGGCUGUUGAGAUUUCUAAUGUCUCCAAAGAGUAUUCGGAAAUUUCAUUAGCUUAUAUGCAAGUGAUGGAAGAAAAGAGAAGACUUGAGAUUGACAUCGACAAUGUAACAAAUCAAAUCAGUGACAGCAUAAGAAAAAAAGCGGAGCAUGAGUCUGAAAUCCAAUCUUUGUUGAAACUGAAGUCGAAGAAUAAUGUUUAUCUCAAGCAGCUCUACAUGGAGGCCUACCACAUCAGUGCUGUUUACCACCUCAUCAAACAUAAGACAGAAGAAUUGGAUGAUAAGAUAUCGGAAGUGAGAAGAAGAUUCAAAGGCAGAGAAGAUUUCUUGAAAAAGCUUAUUCGAAGUCAAGUGGCUGCUGGAAUGGUGAUGCAGAAAAGAAUGUUUUCCAUUCAAGAAUCUCAGUUGCUGGAGAGGCAGGAUCUUCUGCAAAAGAAAGCCAUAUACAACCUAACCAUUGCAGGCAUGGAGGAACCUCUAAGUCAGAUGGAAGAGGAAGCUGAAAGAAUCAGAGCUAUCCACCAAGAUCAAACUAAUACACUUAAUGAGGUACUUGAGAAGAAAGCCAAUGUUAGAAGAAGGGUGGAAAAAACCAAGAAAAGCUUGAAGAAAAGAGGGAGAAAAACCCUUGAAGCACUAACAGAAACUGAGAGUAAACGUUCAACUGUUUUUAAAGAAUUGGAGAAAGCAAAAAGUAAAACCAUUAUUUUUCACACAAAGAUAGAUGAAUUGAGUCACGAAUUAGAAAUAAAAGAAAAAGAAAAGAAGAGAUUUGAAAAGAUAUUGGUUAAUUUAAGGGAUGUAUUUUUAACUGCACAAUUUAAAAGGGAGCAUGCGCAAGCUGUGUUUGAUCAACUCAUGGAGGCGAAAGCAAACUGUGAGGAGAGGCUCUAUGAGGAAGAGCAGAGAUUUAGAAAGCUUUUUGCCAUGAGGCAAAAUACCCUGGGAGAUAUGAAAAAAAUGCAAGAGAAGUUACUAGUGGAAAAUCUAUGUUUAGCUCAAGAGUAUCAACAUAUGCAGAAGGUUUUCUUGAAAGAAAAGGACAAUUAUCUCUGCAGAUAUGAUAAGCAGCUCUCACUUGAUGCCUCACUUCGGGAUAAGAAACAGCUCUGUAUGCUGCAGAAGAGGAUGCAGGGGCUGUGGCAGGAGCACAUGAGACUGGUGGUCCUCUACAGCCAGAGGCGGCUGGCCAGCUUCCAGACUGACUCUCAGGAGACUAUUCAGAAAAUAUUAGCUGUGCAGGAUGAAUCCUCAAAUUUAAUGCAACACAUCUUAGGCUUCUUCCAGACUUUGACAGAUGGCUCCUCCGAAAACGAUGGUUAA
This is a messenger RNA of Ochotona curzoniae (black-lipped pika), 2400 nucleotides long. RefSeq names its product coiled-coil domain containing 178 (gene CCDC178). The coding region runs from base 1 to 2400 and encodes 799 amino acids. The transcript has 19 exons. Lineage: Eukaryota; Metazoa; Chordata; Mammalia; Lagomorpha; Ochotonidae. The record is from RefSeq and is a predicted model, not a curated record.